This is a messenger RNA of Didymodactylos carnosus, 915 nucleotides long. The record is from the annotation of a GenBank genome assembly. Lineage: Eukaryota; Metazoa; Rotifera; Eurotatoria; Philodinida; Philodinidae.
AUGUACCGAUUAAUAAUUGUCGUAAGUGUACUUUUUAUAUUAAAUUCAUCCUCGCUGUUGGGUGAAUGGAUCGCAAUCGAUGAUUCUUUGAUAACAACAUUUAAUGAUACAACUGGUGAUCGUAGAACAGUUGCCUCAUUUCAAAUAACAAAUUAUCCCAAAAAAUAUGUGAAAUCAUUACGUAAUGCUUUAGAUGUAUAUUCAUAUGAUUCUAUAAAUGAUGUCAUCUACUUUUCGAUGGAACAACGAACCUAUAGCAUAUGUAAAAUACUAAAAUAUGAUGUAAAAACAAAACAGACCUAUCAGUCUGAUCAAAUAAAUCAAUUUCUUGUUGAUUAUAUUCAAUAUAAUUCAAAGUCAGAUAAAUUAUAUGCUAUUAUUCAUAUGUACAAAGAUCAAUUGCACGUAAAAUUAGUUGAAAUUGACAAACAAACAUUUACAGUGUCAAAAGAAAUAGCUGACAUCGAAUAUCUUGGUUCUCCAAUGUCGGGUAGUUAUUUUGAUCAACAACGGCAAUUAUUUACUUAUCAUGCAUACGAUAAUAAUCAAAGUUCGACUGUGUUGGUCACAUUAAAUUUGGCAAAGAAUGCAAAACAAAUUGUUGUUAACUCAAAACAAUUCGACUAUAAUGUAUUCGGUUUUGGAUACAGUGGUGAUACAACUCAAAGAUUAGUUGCUCUAUGGCAAUAUAGUAUAAUUCGACCCUUAGUAUGUAUUCAGUUAGAUUAUAAAACUGGUAAACAACGAAAAAAUGUUACAAUAACACCAGACACUAUACGAAUCAGACAAGGCUAUCAACCAUUUGCUAUUGACCAGCAGAAUCGACAGUUUUUUGUCAUAACAGCAACCGAUAAUUUACAAACCACAUAUUUGAUCAAAGUCAAUAUUGAUACAUUACAAGUCCAAACGGAAGAA